AUGGACCCCAUUCCCGCUGGAACUGCUCCCGUCGCCGUUGGCGCCGACAAAGUCCCGGAGACUGUCGCAACCACGACCAGCCUUGACGCCAAGCCUACGGAGUCUGUAGCCGCCGAGACAAAGCCCGUCGAAGAGAAGAAGGACGAGGAGAAAGACGCAAAGAAGGAAGAAACUGCGCCAGCGCCCGAGACAUCAGCCGCCGAAUCCGCCAAGUUGAAUGGACCUCCUGCGCCCGCUCCGCCUGCUGACGCGCCAACCGCGGCAGACAGUGUCGCCGGUGCACCAAAGCCUGCUUCCAUUGAAGAAGUUCCCGACAAGGACGGCCCGGUCGCGACGACCGGGGUCGAGGAACCCAAGUCUAUUCUCGCCGAGCAGUCGGCCGCGACAUCUGUGCCUUCCGCCUCGGCUGCCGAGCCCGAGAAGAAAUCGAUUGAAGAGCCCAAACCCAUUCCUGCUGAGAAGCCGGCCGUGACAUCUACGACCGAUGCUUCUUCUGCUCCUGCUGCCGAGCCCGUGAAGAAGUCGGUAGAGGAGCCCAUUCCUCAGGAGCCCGCCAAAGAGCCUACAGUUGAGGACGAGCCGGUCAAGGAGCCCAUUACCGAGAAGCCCGAAGCUGUCAACGGUGCUGCGACCAAGGAUGUCGAGAUGACGGGCGCCCUCAACGAUGCCGAGCCUGCUGGUGCUGGCGAGCGCGAAGCUGCGCCGCAGAGUAUCGCGUCAGAGGCUAAGGCCGGCGACAAGCGUAAGGCGGAUGACCUCGCCGAGACCAACGGGGCCAAUGGCACCAACGGAGUCGAGGAGGCGCCUGAGGACAAGCCAGCCGAGAAGAAGGCCAAACGGGGCCCUGGCCGUCCUUCGAACGGGGCUGCGAAGCAGUCGCCGAAGAAGGACUCGCCCAAUAAGGAGAAAGAGUCAUUCGGCCACAAGGUGGCCAGGAACGUGAAGAAGGUCAUGCCGGCCGUUGGCAGGACUGAGCGCAAGACUCGCUCCCAGGGUCCUGCUUGA
This is a messenger RNA of Colletotrichum higginsianum IMI 349063, 1005 nucleotides long. RefSeq lists its product as uncharacterized. NCBI's taxonomy places the organism in Eukaryota, Fungi, Ascomycota, Sordariomycetes, Glomerellales, Glomerellaceae. Bases 1 to 1005 code for a protein of 334 amino acids. The record is from RefSeq and is a predicted model, not a curated record. The transcript is spliced from 2 exons.